Molecule: messenger RNA, 419 nt
Organism: Pieris rapae (cabbage white)
Lineage: Eukaryota; Metazoa; Arthropoda; Insecta; Lepidoptera; Pieridae
Exons: 2
Coding region: 16-330 (104 amino acids)
Biological process (GO): multicellular organism development; chorion-containing eggshell formation
Cellular component (GO): egg chorion
Molecular function (GO): structural constituent of egg chorion
Source: RefSeq, a predicted model, not a curated record
AAAACUAUUUCUAGAAUGAAUUACUUUACAAUAUUUAUAUUAUUGCAGACUUAUUUUAUACAGAAUGCACUCGCCCAUUGCACCAGACUCCCACCAGCACCUCGAACCAUUCCAGAAUGCGCCAUAAAUAAACCAGUGAUUCCAGAAGAUGUAUCUAGUAGCGGAUUUGGGACUGUUUCCGUAUUUGGUGAUUUGCCUUUGUCUGGGGCAACCCAGGUGGUAGGACAAGUACCUGUUUUGGGCGUGGCCAUGUUCUCUGGGAACGUUCCAGCUAGAGGUUUUGUUACCAUUUCUGGAGGGUGUGGGUGCCAAUAUACUGAAUCUGCAUAAUUUUCUAUGUUCAUUUAUAUCACUAUGCUAAACACUAAAUUAUAUUUUUAGAGCUUAAACAUUUAUUAAAUAAAUAUGUUAUAUACAUA